AUGUCCAGAUCUCACUUUUUUGUGGGAAACGCCCUUUUCAAGGGAUUAGUUAAAAAAGGCCACGAGGUCACAGUGAUAUCACCAUUUUCCAAUAAAACACCAAUGAACAACUAUAAACAUAUACCAUCUCCCAAUGUAAUACAAAUUAUGGAAGAAAUAAACAAUCCUAUAGAAUUGUGGGACAUGAACGUUAUAAGUCAAAUUUUAUUAACCUCUGACCUUGGAUACAUCAUCGCUAAUAGUACUUUGUCAGAACCUUCAGUGCAAAAGUUGAUGGCAUCAGGAGAGAAGUUUGACGCAGUUAUUUGUGAAGUUUUUCUAUCUGAAGCUCUCUUCGGUCUGGCUGAACACUUUGAAGCUCCUUUAAUUGGAUUAGGAACGUUCGGUGCAACUUUGUGGAAUACGGAAUUAGUUGGCAGUCCCUCACCACUAUCAUAUGUACCAAAUAUUUUCUUGCCACUUACAACCAAAAUGACACUUGCUGAACGAAUUUGGAACUUAGCAGUUAAUACCGCCGAAACUAUAGCCCAUUAUGUUUACCAUAUGCCUCAGCAGAGACAACUUUUUGACAAAUAUUUUCCAAAUUCCAAAGUGGGGCUCGAUACCAUUACCAAGAACACUGCUCUUGUAUUAUUGAACACCCACGUUUCUCUCAGCUUCCCAAGACCAUAUCAGCCGAAUAUGAUUGAAGUUGGAGGAAUACAUAUCACCAACAAGCCAAAGGCACUUCCAGCAGAAAUGCAAAAAUUCCUGGACGAAGCCAAGGAUGGUGUUAUCUACUUUUCAAUGGGUUCGGCAUUAAAGAGCAGCCUGAUUCCAGUCGAAAAACGUGAAGCUAUCCUUCGCACGUUCAAAUCUCUUAAACAAAAGGUCAUGUGGAAGUUUGAAGAAACUAAUUUGCCUGGAAAGAGUGACAACGUGUACAUCAAUGAUUGGUUUCCCCAAGAAGACAUUUUGUCCCACCAGAAUGUAAAAUUAUUCAUCACCCACGGAGGUUUACUCAGUACAACUGAAUCGAUCUUUUAUGGAAAACCAUUUGUCGGAAUUCCAAUGUUCGGUGAUCAGUUCUUGAAUAUGGCUCGUGCAGAGGCAAUUGGCUAUGGAGUGACGGUUGACUACAACGAACUAACUGAAGAACUCUUUUCAGCUGCUAUUAAUAAGGUUAUAAAAGACUCUAAAUACGAAAAGCUUGCGAAAUCAAUGUCAGAAAGGUUUCGAGAUCAACCAAUGAAACCCCUUGACUUGGCAGUUUAUUGGGUUGAAUAUGUGGCCAGACAUAAAGGUGCUCCACAUCUCCAUUCUGCCGGACAGGAUCUUGGCUUCAUUCAAUAUCACAAUAUUGAUGCUAUUGGUAUUCUUUUUGGAGGAAUCUUGAUCAAUAAUGUUAAUUUGCUUCAAAAUAAUAAUGAUCAACAUAUUAUAGCCUCAAAUAACCGCAUUGCUUUGGAAGCAUUCAAACAUAGUUUGCCCGAACCCACAAAAACAAUAAUAUUGAGUAGAAAUCCUAAGUCACUUCGAGAUGCAUACAAAAUAAUAUUUGAAAUUAACCAUCAAGACUAUGGUAACAUGCAAACAGAUAGAUUUUCAUUACUCUCAAGUUCAAACAAAAGGCAGCCAGGAAGUCACUUGGCGAAAGGUUAUCCUAGACAAGAACCGGAUCAAGAACAGUUUCAUAGCCAAAAUACCGGAUAUAACAAUUCGUCUCCAAACGUCAAUUCUGGUCGAUUAAAUCGAAAUGUUCCCAGUGAAUCUCAAAAUAAUUUCAACAGGCAAUUAAGUAGUAAUAGUAAUAGUAAUAGGCAACAGCAAGGUAGUUCUAGACAAUUUCAAAACAAUAACAAUUAUAAUUCGAGAUCUAACCAAUCGAGACAAUUAUCGAAUAAUAGAUCUCUAAAUAAUGAUACAAAUCAGAGUAGUUCAUUCCCGAAUAGGAAUCAACCUUCGGAUGGUCAAGAACCAAUGGACGUUAACAACAUAGAAACAGAUUGUCAAAGUGAAGAAAAUUUUCUUGUAGAAGCCUCGGAAAAUUUCCAUCUCCAAUAA
Molecule: messenger RNA, 2043 nt
Organism: Eupeodes corollae
Lineage: Eukaryota; Metazoa; Arthropoda; Insecta; Diptera; Syrphidae
Product: UDP-glycosyltransferase UGT5-like
Exons: 4
Coding region: 1-2043 (680 amino acids)
Molecular function (GO): UDP-glycosyltransferase activity
Source: RefSeq, a predicted model, not a curated record